GCGCGUCAGAUUUUGCUGGGGCUGGUUUCACGCCCCUCGACAAGGUCAGACUUAAGAUGGCUGCGGUGGGUUCCGUACUGAGGUACGGUUUUCGAGGAGCCCUGGCGUUGCCCCAGCAGCAGCGGGCAUGGAGCUCUGGCGCCGACCAGCUGGGCGGGCUGGGCCAAGGUGCUGGGAAGGGCGGCGGCGGCGGCGGCAGCAUCCGUGAUGCUGGCGGGGCCUUUGGGAAGCGGGAAGCCGCCCUGGAGGAGCGCUAUUUCAGGGAGAAAGGGAACGAACAGUUGGCAGAAUUGAAAAAACAUCAUGAGGAUGAAAUAUACCAUCAGAAGAAAGAAAUAGAGCGCCUGCAGAAGGAAAUUGAACGUCAUAAGUACAAGCUCAAGAAGCUUACUGGUGAUGAUUAAGUAAAUUCAGGCCUUAUUGGUGCGAGAUGUAUCUGGCAUUGCUUUAAAAAUGGUGUCUGCCGACAUCCAAGGUCUUGCUCUUAUCACAGUGUGAAAUAAACUCAUUCUCUUCCUGGCCA
Messenger RNA from Zootoca vivipara (common lizard), 523 nucleotides. RefSeq names its product ATP synthase inhibitory factor subunit 1 (gene ATP5IF1). NCBI's taxonomy places the organism in Eukaryota, Metazoa, Chordata, Lepidosauria, Squamata, Lacertidae. The record is from RefSeq and is a predicted model, not a curated record. Gene Ontology annotation, biological process: negative regulation of ATP-dependent activity. Gene Ontology annotation, cellular component: mitochondrion. Gene Ontology annotation, molecular function: ATPase inhibitor activity.